AUGGAGCUGCUACUACUCGCAACACUCGCACUCACCGUUGGCCAAGUCAGCGCGGAAACUCUCAAGAUUACCUUCUGGAUUGAGCCCGUUCAGCGGGCGGAGUUCGAUGCCGAUAUGGUGGUGGUGCUCAAGGAGCUGGACGCACUGCGUCUGGAUGUAAAGGUGGCCGACACAUCCUUGACCCUGACCCGAUCGCAAGAUGGCCUGGACAUGGAGCGAUUCUGCGAAAUCCUAUCCACUGCUGGAACUAGCGCCGUGAUCGACCUGACUUACCGCCACUGGGAGGAGGGAUACAACCUGGUGCGCUCCCUGGGAAUCGGCUAUGUGCGUCUGGAGAGGAUCAUGCGACCUUUCUUGGACAUGUUCGGCGACUUUAUGCGCCAGAAGCGGGCCAACAACGUGGCCAUGGUCUUCAUGAAUGCCCGCGAUGCCGGCGAGGCGAUGCAGCAGAUGCUGGUCGGCUAUCCCUUCCGCACGCUCAUCCUGGACGCCAGCCAGACCGAUCCCGGCCAGAAUUUCCUCGAGCGCAUUCGGUCCCUGCGUCCGGCGCCCACUUAUGUGGCCUUGUUUGCCCGAGCUGCCGCCAUGAAUGGCAUUUUUGAGAAGGUGCAAAAGGCUGGAUUGUUCCAGCGGCCCUUGGAGUGGCACUUUGUGUUCCUGGACACUCGGGAUCGGGUAUUCAAGUACAGGCGCCAAGCGGAACUGUGCACCCGGUUCACAUUGAGUCCGCGUGCGAUCUGCCGAUCGAUGCCCAUGCCGGAUCUUUAUUGCGGAAGUGGAUUCACGAUGCAGCGCGCCAUGCUGUUGAAUGUGCUGCGCAGCCUGAUAAAUGCGGCGCAGCUGAGUCCCGUGUAUCCGAGUGCCAGCUACCACGACUGCAAUGCCACCGCCUCAUCCGCGGAGGUGGGUGAAGGUGGAGCCUUGGAGGAGGACCACAACUGGCUGGACAUGGUGCACUGGAGCAACUUCCUCACAUACGCCACGCCGGUGCAGCACUAUCAGGAUUCAUCGCAGAGUCCAGUGCCGGGACUGAGUUUUGCCGUCAACAUAUCCGCCGGCUAUUACAGUUCCGAGCACGAGGCCAAAACGGAUCUGGCCGCCUGGUCGUCGGUGGCCGGAGAGAUGCGUCUCCUCAACGAGACAAUCAGUCCGGCUCGCCGUUUCUUCCGCAUUGGCACGGCGGAGAGCAUUCCGUGGAGCUAUCUGCGCCGGAACGAGCACACCGGUGAAUUGAUAAGGGAUCGCAGUGGUUCGCCCAUUUGGGAGGGCUACUGCGUGGACUUCAUCAUGCGCUUGUCGCAGAAACUCAACUUUGAGUACGAGAUAGUGGCGCCCAACCAGGGACACAUGGGUGAGGUGAAUGAGCAGGGCCAAUGGGAUGGCGUGGUGGGUGAUCUGGUUCGUGGUGAAACGGACUUUGCCAUAGCCGCCCUCAAGAUGUACUCGGAGCGCGAGGAGGUGAUUGAUUUUCUGCCACCCUACUAUGAGCAGACGGGCAUAUCGAUUGCCAUACGGAAGCCGGUGCGCAAGACGUCGCUUUUUAAGUUCAUGACCGUACUUCGGCUGGAGGUUUGGCUGAGCAUCGUGGCCGCUCUGGUGGGCACGGCCAUUAUGAUCUGGUUCAUGGACAAGUACUCGCCGUACAGUUCGCGCAACAAUCGCGAGGCCUAUCCGUACGCCUGUCGGGAGUUCACGCUGCGGGAGAGCUUCUGGUUCGCCCUCACCUCGUUCACCCCCCAGGGUGGUGGCGAAGCACCCAAGGCCAUUUCCGGCCGCAUGCUGGUGGCAGCCUAUUGGCUGUUCGUGGUCCUCAUGCUGGCCACUUUCACGGCCAAUUUGGCUGCCUUCCUCACCGUGGAGCGCAUGCAGACGCCAGUGCAGUCGCUGGAGCAACUGGCUCGCCAGUCGAGGAUCAACUACACGGUGGUGAAGAACUCCGACACGCACCAGUACUUCGUCAACAUGAAGUUCGCCGAGGACACACUGUACCGCAUGUGGAAGGAGCUGGCCCUCAACGCGAGCAAGGACUUCAAGCGGUUUCGCAUCUGGGACUACCCCAUCAAGGAGCAGUACGGCCACAUACUGCUGGCCAUCAAUAGCUCCCAGCCGGUGCUGGAUGCCCGCGAGGGAUUCGCCAAUGUGGAUGCCCACGAGAACGCGGACUAUGCCUUCAUCCACGACUCGGCGGAGAUCAAGUACGAGAUCACGAGGAAUUGCAACCUCACCGAGGUGGGUGAGGUGUUUGCGGAGCAACCCUACGCCGUGGCCGUCCAGCAGGGUAGUCACCUGGGCGACGAGCUGAGCUACGCCAUCCUGGAGCUGCAGAAGGACCGCUUCUUCGAGGAGCUGAAGGCCAAGUACUGGAACCAGUCGAAUCUGCGCAAUUGCCCCUUGUCCGAGGAUCAGGAGGGCAUCACUCUGGAGAGUCUGGGUGGUGUCUUCAUCGCCACCCUUUUCGGCCUCGUCCUGGCCAUGAUGACUCUCGGCAUGGAGGUGCUCUACUACAAGAAGAAGCAGAACACACUGGAGAUCACGCAGGUUCGUCCUGUGGGGGAUUUUUUGGCGGAUUCGGGGGAAUCCUCGACAGCUCCGCCCACGGCAACCAGCCUCACAAAGCAGGCCUGGCACAUCCCACUGGCAUCGAAGGACGAGGGGGAGAAGGAAAAGCUGGCCGAGAAGGAGCAGCGGCAGGAGAAGGUGUCGCCACCACCCUCCUUCGAGGCAGCCACCUUUCGGGGCCGCAAACUGCCCUCCAGGAUCACCCUGGGCGAUGGCAAGUUCAAACCCCGUCAGGGACUCUACUCACGCAGGAACCUCGGCGCCUCCGACUCCUACAGUGGCUACAUGGAAUAGGAUCCUUCGUUUUGGUUCUCCUCCUGCACCUAGUCCGCAGAAAUUGAUUGACCGAAAAAAACAUUAAUAAACUAAAUGAUUAAACCAGGGACCAUAAAUGAUAAUUAUUAAUUUAAAUUAAAAA
Messenger RNA from Drosophila elegans, 2977 nucleotides. RefSeq lists its product as uncharacterized. The transcript has 5 exons. The coding region runs from base 1 to 2853 and encodes 950 amino acids. Gene Ontology annotation, biological process: modulation of chemical synaptic transmission; monoatomic ion transport; synaptic transmission, glutamatergic. Gene Ontology annotation, molecular function: glutamate-gated receptor activity; transmitter-gated monoatomic ion channel activity involved in regulation of postsynaptic membrane potential. The record is from RefSeq and is a predicted model, not a curated record. NCBI's taxonomy places the organism in Eukaryota, Metazoa, Arthropoda, Insecta, Diptera, Drosophilidae. Gene Ontology annotation, cellular component: postsynaptic membrane; plasma membrane.